AUGGCACCAGUGGACAGCGCGGAGGGCGUGGCCGGCGGCGGGGGCGGGGGCGGGCUCAAGAUGGCGCGCAGCAUCCGCCCCCUCGAUUUGGUCCGCGGCGAGUUCCAGCCGCGCCUUCCGACUUUGCUGCCGCCCCCAGGGCAGCAGCAGCAGCCGUCGCCGCUACCACGCCGACAGCCCGUCCCGUUGAUGCCUCCCGCGCAGCUUCAUGCGGGAGCGCCCCGGGUGGUCGCUCCGGCGCCUGCGGUCCCUCUUCAGUCGCCACCGCCUUCGGAGCUGAUGGACGUCGACCCCUCAGCCGGGCCGCCUUCCCAAGCGGUGGCUGUGCAGCCUGUACUGCAGCCGCUUUCCUUGGGCACCCCCAAGGAGUCUGACACCGCAGCGCCUUGUCCGGCGCCCACUCAGCAGCCGUCGACGCAGCGUCAGGAGACGCUGCCUCUCUUCGUGGGUCCCGACGCCCCGUCGCGUCCAGUACCAGAAGCUGCGCCCGUGGUCAUAGGCGUGCACCCUGACCUCGGUUUUCAAGUCCACAUCGUUAAUGCCGAGAGCUACAAAGUGUGGCGAGAGGCGGUCCGGCAGAGGCCUCCGCCUGAAGAAGCGAGCGCCGGCCUGCGACGUAACGAGGGCCGCGCAGGCAGCGAGGCAGCCGCCGCUGGCUGGCUGGAUGGCUGGAUGGCUGGCUGGCGGCCGUCUCUUGCACAUGACGUCGGGGCGCGGCGCUACGGCGCUACGGCGCUCGUUAACGCCCGUGUAUCCCCGUGA
Molecule: messenger RNA, 762 nt
Organism: Schistocerca nitens (vagrant locust)
Lineage: Eukaryota; Metazoa; Arthropoda; Insecta; Orthoptera; Acrididae
Exons: 3
Coding region: 1-762 (253 amino acids)
Source: RefSeq, a predicted model, not a curated record